Molecule: messenger RNA, 993 nt
Organism: Acanthocheilonema viteae
Lineage: Eukaryota; Metazoa; Nematoda; Chromadorea; Rhabditida; Onchocercidae
Source: the annotation of a GenBank genome assembly
AUGAUUUUACGACGUGAAUUCAGCUAUUAUCUUUUGCAGCUCUAUAUACCUUCAUUCAUGCUGGUCAUCGUUUCAUGGGUAAGCUUCUGGCUCGACAAGGAUUCGGUACCUGCUCGUGUAACCCUUGGUGUAACAACACUUCUAACGAUGACCACACAAAGUUCGGGUAUUAAUGCUAAACUUCCCCCUGUUUCCUAUACAAAGGCAAUAGAUGUUUGGAUUGGUGUUUGCUUAGCCUUCAUUUUUGGUGCAUUGCUUGAAUUUGCCUUGGUCAAUUAUGCAGCAAGAAAGGAUAUAACCACCGGACACCGAAUGUUAUCAAAAUAUGCCAGUCAUCUGGAUUACAUGUCCGGUUAUCAACCUUUAGUAUCAGCAACCACUGCAAUAUCGCCUUCCCGUUCUUUGUGGUGUUUCCGGCCAUUUAUCCGACGCUACAAAGAGCGCUCUAAGCGAAUUGACGUUGUUUCACGCUUGCUUUACAUACCGUGUGUCAUGCUCGUCGUCGUCUCCUGGGUUUCAUUUUGGCUCGAUAAGGAUGCAGUACCUGCUCGUGUCUCAUUAGGCGUAACAACACUAUUAACAAUGACAACACAAGCAUCAGGUGUUAAUGCUAAACUUCCACCUGUAUCGUAUAUCAAAGCAGUUGAUGUAUGGAUCGGUGUAUGUUUGGCAUUUAUUUUUGGUGCUCUAUUAGAGUAUGCAUUGGUCAAUUAUUAUGGAAGAAAGGAAUUUUUUAAGAAAGAGAAAAAAAAGACGGGCGAAUUCAGGGGUUGUUUAUGUCCAUCCGAUCAUCCAAUUAAUCAGAAUAUGAGGCAAUCAUUACGAUUGAAUAUGAAUGCGAGAAGAAAGUGGUGGAGGAAAUAUUGUUUCAAUCUACAUGCCAGUAGUGAACUUAGCAAACGUGUUGACCUCAUUUCACGACUUGCUUUUCCAACCUCUUUUGCUUGUUUCCUUGGUAAGAAGCAUAUUUUUACAUUCAUUAUCAAUUUCUAA